AUUCGCCGUCUUCACUUUUUCUGCGAGUUUCGCCGCUCUUCCUUCUCCUCCUUCUUAAAGGGUUCCCUCAUUCUGCCUAUAAAUUGUAGCAGAGACCUCACAUAGAAAGAGAAAACCCACAUUGAUCGCUCCAACAUUGGGAAAUGGCGAAAGAAAUUAGAUUCUUCGAGCUCAACACUGGGGCUAAGAUGCCUUCCGUUGGUUUGGGGACAUGGCAGGCUGAUCCCGGCGUUGUUGCCAAUGCAGUUGCCACUGCUAUUAAGGUCGGGUACAGGCACAUCGAUUGUGCUCAAGCUUACUACAAUCAAGCAGAGAUUGGUUCUGCUCUUAAGAAACUGUUUGAUGAAGGAAUUGUGAAACGUGAAGAUUUAUGGAUCACCUCCAAACUCUGGUGCGCAGAUCAUGCUCCUGAGGACGUACCAAAGGCGUUGGAUAAAACUCUGAAGGAGUUGCAGCUUGACUACCUAGAUCUCUAUCUGAUACACUGGCCAGUGAGAAUGAAGAGAGGAUCGGUAGGAUUCAAGCCUGAGAAUCUGACGGAAACAGACAUAGCGAGCACGUGGAGAGCGAUGGAGGCGGCGUACGAAUCCGGCAAGGCGAGAGCAAUCGGAGUGAGCAAUUUCUCGACGAAGAAGCUGAAUGAGCUGCUGCAGAUUGCAAGAGUGCCUCCUGCCGUUAAUCAAGUGGAAUGCCACCCCCAGUGGCAGCAGCCCAAGCUCCAUGAAUUCUGUGCAUCCCAUGGAGUUCACAUUUCUGGAUAUUCACCGCUGGGGUCUCCAGGAACAGCAAGUAUCAAGGGUGACGUCCUUAAGCAUCCAGUGAUCAACAUGGUGGCAGAGAAGCUGGGGAAGACUCCGGCUCAAGUGGCCCUUCGCUGGGGCCUCCAAGCAGGUCACAGCGUCCUCCCUAAGAGCACGAGCGAGACCAGAAUCAAAGAAAACUUCCAUGUCUUCGAUUGGUCCAUCCCUGAAGAAUUAAUGGCCAAGUUCUCUGAGAUUAACCAGGAGAGGCUGAUCAAGGGAACUGGAUUUGUUCACGAGACCCUUGGGUUCUACAAGACCAUUGAAGAACUCUGGGAUGGUGAACUGUGAAUGAGAAGCAGGAUGCAGCAUUAAUUGAUGAUUACAAGUAAAUUAAUCUCAAAUUACUUGUGAGUUUGUUGAUGUUCAAAAUGCCUUUCCAGUCCAAUAACUGUAGGACAGAUUAAUUCGGUCAUUUUCCUUGGCCGUUGAGGUUCACAGCAGUCAGAAGAUAAGGAUUUUUUUUUUGUCACAUUAAAUAUAUUCGGUUGUAUUUGUUUCCAUCCAUUUUGAUUAUUUGGAUUACCUUCCGUUGGAUUCA
Messenger RNA from Prosopis cineraria, 1341 nucleotides. Its product is annotated as NADPH-dependent aldo-keto reductase, chloroplastic-like. Gene Ontology annotation, cellular component: cytosol. Lineage: Eukaryota; Viridiplantae; Streptophyta; Magnoliopsida; Fabales; Fabaceae. The transcript has 7 exons. Gene Ontology annotation, molecular function: aldose reductase (NADPH) activity. Bases 144 to 1091 code for a protein of 315 amino acids. The record is from RefSeq and is a predicted model, not a curated record.